AUGCACAAUGUGCUUACCUUUCACAAAAACGAGGAAGUUAAUAUCGCGAGAUUUUGGGAAAUCAAGGAUAUUGGAGAGAAAGAUGGUCUAUUACACGAAAAGGCGGAAACCUACGGACAACAUUCCAUUUCAUUUGAAAACGGACGUUAUUCAGCUAAACUUUCCUGGAAAGACAGCUGCGCAGAACUACCGACAAACGAAGAAAUCGUUAGACAACGGACCAAAAACGUCAUCAAAAGAUUAGCAAGUGAUGGUGAUAUGUUGGACAUUUACAGCAAAAUAAUACAGGAACAAGAACCCCGCGGUUUCAUCGAGAAAGUCGACAUUAGCGAAGAUACCAAUUCAACCAGGAAACACUAUAUUCCUCAUCACCCAGUAGCCAAAGAUUCGUCGACUACUCCAAUACGCAUCGUAUAUGAUUGUAGUUGUCGCAUGAACGGGAAAAGCCCCAGUUUAAAUGAUUGUCUCGACAUCACCGCACCAGAUCUAAACAACUUGACAGGAAUUCUAUUCCGCUUCAGAGCAAAACAGUACGCCUUUACGACCGACAUUAAAAAGGCUUUCUUACAAAUAAAUCUGGACAAGUCCGACCGCAAUGUCACCAGAUUUUUCUGGCUAAGUAAUCCACAAGACCCUACCAGUGCGCUCAUUGUAUACAGAUUUAAAGUAGUUCUUUUUGGUGCUACGUGUUCUCCCUUCAUACUUGGAACAACGUUACUUAAACAUUUUGACAGAAACCCGUGUGAAACAUCGACGGAACUGUUAGAGUUACUUUAUGUCGAUAAUGUACUUACAAGCUUCCCAGACCAAUCUACUUUGUUGAAGUUUUACAAAGAUUCUAGAGUCUUAUUACAAAAUGGUGGAUUUAAUCUACGAUCUUGGAACUCCAACAACCAUACUCUGCGUGAGUUAGCAAAAGAAGAAAAUGUCCUUGACACUGAUAAACAGAUCAAAAUUCUUGGAAUGCGAUGGGAUUGCGAGACAGAUUACCUGAAGUUUCCACAACUUAAACUUAAAACGUAUCCAGAAGGAGAAAAUGGAGAAAUUACUAAGAGAGAAGUUCUACGGGAUUCGUCCAAGAUAUUUGACCCACUCGGACUGUUCAGGCCGGUUACAGUAAGAGCGAAGAUAUUUAUGCAGGAUAUUUGGAAACUGGAAUGUAGCUGGGAUCAAUGUUCACCACACGAAUUCCAAGAAAAUUGGAAAUCACUUGCACUCGACCUACAAGAAUGUACAAAUAUUGAGAUUCAGCGAUACCUUCACACUGACUCAAAGGAAAGUCGGGCACUCCACGUAUUUACUGAUGCAAGUCAGCGCGCUUAUGGAGCUUGUGCUUAUCUCGUCACCAAAGACACAUCUUGUCUUGUUAUGGCUAAGAACAGGGUAGCACCUAUAAAAUCUCAAACAUUGCCACGUCUUGAAUUAAUGGGUGCAGUAAUCGGCGCAAAGAUAGCCAACCAUCUGAAAACAGUAUUAAAUGUGCAAACUGUAACAUUUUGGUGUGACAGUCAGAUCGUUCUGUCUUGGUUAACAUCAUUAAAGGAUUUGAAACCAUUUGUCAGAAAGCGUGUAAAGGAAUUCACGGAUUUAACAGAAGGUAGUGUUUGGAAAUACUGUCCUACAAAGUCAAACCCCGCGGAUUGUCUCACACGUGGAGAAACAGCGGAAAAAUUCUUGAGUAACAAAUUAUGGAUGAAUGGCCCCAAGUGGAUACACGAUGAAAGUGCUUGCCCAAUUUGGAACCGAUCUACAGAUACAAGUUCAUCAGCUGUACUGAAGGUGGAUUGUGAAUUAAGUACCACAGACACCUGCACAGAAUCAGUGAAAACAACGGAAAACACUACAGUUGACGCUUCGAGAUUUUCUUCAUAUAGCAGAUUACUCCGUGCAACGGCCUACGUACUUAGAUUUAUUGAAAAUUGUAAAACUUCAAAGACACAGAGGAAAACAAGCGUACUUACAGCAAAAGAGCUUUAUAACGCUAAUGUGAUAAUUUUAAAAGAAACACAGCGCGAUGUAUUCAAGGAGGAAAUCAACAAUCUGUCAAACCAAAAUUCAAAGAGAACUGCUAUCACAAAGCAAUUAGGACUGUAUCUGGACAACGAAGGGCUUCUCCGAUGUAGAGGACGUAUUCAUAAUUCAUCGCUUGACACGGAAACGAAAUUUCCCGUCCUUCUACCAAAGAAACACCUAGUGACGAGGUUGAUCAUCCUAAAUUCCCAUGAAAGUGUUCUACACGCUGGAGUGAAUUCCACAACUGUCAACAUACAGCAGAAAUACUGGAUUCCACAUAUUCGCCAAUGUGUAAAAGGAAUUUUGAGAAAAUGCGUGAAAUGCAAAAACAUUACUGGAAAAUCUUUUCCAGCGCCAGAUCCUCCGCCGUUACCUAAAGACAUACUUCGAGAAGAACCUCCGUUUACUGUGACAGGAAUUGAUUUCGCAGGACCUCUCUUCGUAAAGGAAGUUAACAAGUCUCCAAGAAAGGUAUACAUUUGCCUAUUUACGUGUGCCGUUACAAGAGCCGUUCACAUUGAGUUAGUGGAGGAUAUGUCAGAGGAGACAUUCAUUAGAGCAUUUCGGAGAUUUGUUGGUCGCAGAUCAUUGCCAAAAAUUGUUAUUUCUGAUAAUGCAUCUACGUUCAAGGCAGCAGCAUCAGAUAUAGACAAUAUUCUUCACUCCACUAAAGUUCAGAAUAAGUUUUCAUCUUUAGGUACAGUUUGGAAAUUCAUUCUAUCUAGAGCUCCCUGGUAUGGUGGAUGGUGGGAACGCAUUAUUGGCAUGAUAAAAUCUACAAUCAAAAAGGUAUUAGGAAAAGCUCAAGUCACAUCAUCGGAACUCAAUACCUUAUUAACAUAA
Molecule: messenger RNA, 2856 nt
Organism: Ostrea edulis (European flat oyster)
Lineage: Eukaryota; Metazoa; Mollusca; Bivalvia; Ostreida; Ostreidae
Exons: 1
Coding region: 1-2856 (951 amino acids)
Biological process (GO): DNA integration
Molecular function (GO): nucleic acid binding
Source: RefSeq, a predicted model, not a curated record